Drepanopeziza brunnea f. sp. 'multigermtubi' MB_m1 is the source of this 1089-nucleotide messenger RNA. RefSeq lists its product as uncharacterized. Gene Ontology annotation, biological process: water transport; glycerol transmembrane transport. The record is from RefSeq and is a predicted model, not a curated record. NCBI's taxonomy places the organism in Eukaryota, Fungi, Ascomycota, Leotiomycetes, Helotiales, Drepanopezizaceae. Gene Ontology annotation, molecular function: glycerol channel activity; water channel activity. Gene Ontology annotation, cellular component: plasma membrane.
AUGGCAGACAACAAGGCCUUGCUGUCGAACCCGGCUAUCUCGCACGACGAGUCUACGAAACACUUGAAUGAUCACACCUUCUCGCCCGCCGACUCAUCGCACUCGGGCCAGAGAGGGAUUCCUUGCGCCCUUACCGCCAUGAGCGAGAAGGAUAUCCGAGAGGCGUACGGAGAACAUGGUCCUGGUAUCGACCACAUUAUCCCGCAAAAAGAUGCUGUGCAGGCGCGACCGGAUCUAUGGUGGAGCAGGAUGAGGCACAUUGCCCGCGAGCCUCUGUCCGAGUUCUUUGGUGUCUUCGUUUUGGUUCUGUUUGGUGAUGGGGCGGUCGCUCAAGUUGUGCUUUCGCGUGGAGCGAAAGGAGACUACCAAUCAAUCUGCUGGGGCUGGGGUAUCGGGGUCAUGCUCGGCGUCUACGCAUCAGGAAAUUCAGGGGCACACAUAAACCCGGCUGUCACGUUUGCCAAUUGCGUGUAUAGGAAGUUCCCUUGGAAGAAGUUCCCCAUCUACCUGUUCGCGCAGAUCCUUGGUGCCUUUUGCGCGAGUGGCGUUAUUUAUGCGAACUACAAAUCCGCCAUCACGGCUUAUGAAGGUGGCCCAGAUACCCGCACCGUUCCCGGCUUCUCCGAGAAUGCUACCGCGGGCAUCUUCGCUACAUAUCCCGCGCCAUUCAUGACCCGCAGCGGCAUGUUUUUCUCCGAAUUCAUCGCUUCCGCGAUCCUCAUGUUCUGCAUCUACUCGCUGCAGGACAACGGCAAUCUGGGCGCCGGGAACCUGACACCCCUCGGCCUCUUCUUCGUCGUCUUCGGCAUUGGUGCUUGCUUUGGCUGGGAGACGGGCUAUGCUAUCAAUCUGGCCAGGGAUUUCGGGCCACGGCUGAUGACCUCCGCCCUGGGGUAUGGACGUGGGGUGUGGAGCGCGGGCGACUACUACUUCUGGAUUCCGAUGGUAGCCCCAUUCGUCGGUUGUUUGUUUGGAGGAUGGCUGUAUGACGUGUUUAUAUUCACUGGGGACUCUCCUAUUAACACGCCAUGGUGGGGAUUCAAGCGCAUGUUUGGGCUCAGCUCGAACAAGCAGAGCUCUCACGUCUGA